This is a messenger RNA of Micropterus salmoides (largemouth bass), 2223 nucleotides long. It is a transcript of the gene katna1, whose product is annotated as katanin p60 (ATPase containing) subunit A 1. The coding region runs from base 161 to 1627 and encodes 488 amino acids. Gene Ontology annotation, biological process: microtubule severing. Gene Ontology annotation, cellular component: microtubule cytoskeleton. Gene Ontology annotation, molecular function: ATP hydrolysis activity; microtubule binding; ATP binding. The transcript has 11 exons. The record is from RefSeq and is a predicted model, not a curated record. Lineage: Eukaryota; Metazoa; Chordata; Actinopteri; Centrarchiformes; Centrarchidae.
CGUGCGCUGUCGCUGACUUCCGUGGUAAGAAGUGAACUACAACCGUCCGCAGCUCGUUUAGUUUGUUCUGCUGUUGUCUCUGUCUCUCUUUGAACUGCCACGGCGGAACUCGUCAUAACAGCCGCUGCGAAGACUGUGCGUGCGUUCAUCUGAAAACACCAUGAGUCUACGAGAGAUCAGUGAGAACGUGAAGCUGGCCCGCGAAUAUGCCUUGCUGGGAAACUACAGCUCGGCCAGUGUUCUCUAUCAUGGAUUGCUGGAACAAAUCAAGAAGUAUGUGUACACCGUGCGUGACAGCAGUUUUCAACAGAGAUGGCAGCAGUUGUGGCAAGAAAUUAGUGAGGAGAAUCAACAGGUUCAGGACAUAAUGUCGACUCUGGAGAACUUUCAGCUGGACACAACGCCUGCUAAACCCAGUAACCAUGAUGACUGUGAAAUAAGGCCUGUGCACGUGGAACAGAGACAUUCUCCCUGUCCUGUCAGGAGGCCUGCUAACCCCUAUAAAGACAGCAAACCUCCCAACAACCGCCUGAGCGUGGCUGUGAGGGCCCAGCUGAGGCACUCGCCUCGCGGACCCAAUGGGGACAGAAGCAAGCCCUCCAAGGGCAAAGAAAAGAAGGAGGCAAAGGAGGCCUCUGGCAAAGCAAAGGAUGAUAAGAACAAAGGAGAUGUCCAGGAGAAAGAAGUGAGAAAGUUUGACGGGACAGGAUAUGAUAAGGACCUUGUGGAUGCUCUAGAAAGAGAUAUUAUAUCUCAGAAUCCAAAUGUUAAAUGGGACGACAUUGCAGACUUGGAAGAUGCAAAAAAACUCCUGAAAGAAGCAGUCGUGUUGCCCAUGUGGAUGCCAGCAUUUUUCAAAGGGAUACGAAGACCAUGGAAGGGAGUGCUUAUGGUCGGACCUCCAGGCACCGGGAAAACACUUUUGGCCAAGGCAGUUGCUACCGAGUGCAGAACCACAUUUUUCAACGUCUCUUCAUCUACUCUCACCUCCAAGUAUAGAGGGGAGUCUGAGAAGCUAGUUCGCCUUCUCUUUGAAAUGGCACGUUUUUACGCUCCCACUACGAUCUUCAUUGAUGAAAUUGACUCCAUGUGCAGCCGCAGAGGGACAUCGGAGGAGCAUGAGGCCAGCCGGAGAGUCAAGGCAGAGCUGCUGGUGCAGAUGGAUGGUGUCGGUGGAGCAUCAGAAAAUGAUGACCCGUCCAAGAUGGUGAUGGUGCUGGCUGCCACCAACUUCCCAUGGGACAUUGAUGAGGCUCUGAGAAGACGGCUGGAGAAGAGGAUCUACAUCCCUCUACCUUCAAACAAAGGGCGAGUAGAGCUGCUCAGGAUCAACCUGAAGGAACUGGAGCUGGCCAGCGAUGUGGACUUGAAUAAGAUUGCAGAGCAGAUGGAGGGUUACUCAGGAGCCGACAUUACCAACGUGUGCAGGGAUGCCUCUCUGAUGGCCAUGAGGCGAAGAAUCGAGGGCCUCACGCCAGAGGAGAUCCGCAACAUUUCCCGGGACGAGAUGCACAUGCCAACCACCAUGGAGGACUUUGAGUCAGCUCUGAGGAAAGUGUCCAAAUCUGUGUCUGCAUCCGAUCUGGAGAAGUAUGAAAAGUGGAUCGAAGAGUUCGGGUCCUGCUGAAAAAACACUAGCAUUUGAGUUGUCUUUGUCUGGAUGUGCAACUGUUGUUGGAAGAUGGUGAGUUUUAGUAGUGAGGUUUUGUCUGUGUAUUUGUCUGAAUAAUUCAGGUGACUGAAUGUAUAAAGUAGGUUUAUUAAUUUAGGUAAAUAUGUGCACUUGAAAAAUGGCACCUAUUAUACAUUAUGUUAAUGUUAUGCAAAAGUCUCAAUCUAAAAUCUGAAGAGUCAACUUGAGGUGUGAUCUAGUUUUCUUUCAAAUUAUGGCAUUUGUUACUUUAAUGAUCCUGAAAUCAACAAACAUGUUCAACAUGCAAGACAAAAUUAGCUGUAGCUGAAGAACGCAUUGUUUCAAUAGACCGUAGAGUUCAUUUUCAGAUAUUUUACUGUGACUUUGCCUUCCCAAGUGUCAUAAUAUUUGCUUAGUAUCACUGUGUCUGACAGUGAUACUAAGCUUACUGCCAAUCAAAUGUUACUCCUGUCUUUUUGUAAUGCACUUGAUUUUUAGUGCGGUGGUUUUGAUUUUUGGAAAUAUAAAUUCCUACAAAUAUAACGCUAACAAGAUAUUUCUAUGAAUAAAGUUAACAAGGAUUACAUGAA